CCUCCGAGCGUGAUUUAUAAAAGUCGGUUCUCCGAGAAAGUUCAGAGUUUGUUGGUUGUGGCUGAGGAUUGUGAAGUGAUUUGGAAAGUAGUGUGUUUGGGCGGAGGCUGCUGUUACUGCUGCUUGCUGCCUGCUGCCUGCUGCUUGCUGCUGCAAGCAUGAGUUCGAACAGCGGAGAUGAUCUGGAUUCCUUUACAGGCUUCAUCAUUGAGUUUCAUGAUAACAACGGUACAGAUGGGUUUGGCUCAGGUGAUUACGAUGGCAAAGAGCCAUGUUUCCGGCAUGAAAACGAGGAUUUCAACCGCAUCUUUCUACCGACAGUGUACUCCAUCAUCUUUUUGACCGGCAUUGUGGGCAAUGGAUUGGUUAUCAUUGUCAUGGGUUAUCAGAAGAAGCUGAGAAGCAUGACUGACAAGUACAGGUUGCACCUAUCGGUAGCUGAUCUUCUGUUCGUUCUCACUCUUCCUUUUUGGGCCGUGGAUGCUGCUGCAAGCUGGUACUUUGGAAAUUUUCUGUGCAAGGCAGUGCAUGUCAUUUAUACAGUCAACCUUUAUGGAAGUGUCCUGAUUCUGGCUUUUAUUAGUUUAGACCGAUACCUGGCAAUCGUUCAUGCAACCAACAGUCAGAGACCAAGAAAGCUGUUGGCAGAAAAGGUGGUGUAUUUAGGUGUGUGGCUUCCUGCUGUCCUGCUGACGAUCCCCGAUAUCAUUUUUGCCAACACAGGUGAAGCUAAUGGGAGGUACUUUUGUGACCGGAUGUACCCUAAUGACAACUGGCUGAUUUCUUUCCGGUUUCAACAUAUUUUAGUUGGACUUGUUUUGCCUGGCCUAAUUAUCCUGACCUGCUACUGCAUUAUUAUUUCCAAGUUGUCACACUCGAAGGGUCACCAGAAACGAAAAGCUCUGAAGACAACGGUCAUACUUAUCCUGGCUUUUUUCGCCUGCUGGCUGCCUUAUUACAUUGGGAUCAGUAUAGACACUUUUGCUCUUCUAGAGGUGAUCAAGCAGGACUGUGACUUUGACAGCGCAGUGCACAAAUGGAUCUCCAUCACAGAGGCAGUGGCCUUUUUUCAUUGUUGCCUGAAUCCAAUCCUCUAUGCCUUCCUUGGUGCCAAAUUUAAAACCUCUGCACAGAAUGCACUGACAUCAGUUAGCAGAGGCUCAAGCCUUAAGAUACUUUCAAAGGGCAAGAGGGGAGGACACUCAUCUGUUUCUACCGAGUCAGAAUCCUCAAGUUUCCACUCCAGCUAACAUCAUCUUUCAAGACCUAAAAAGUUUUUUUUUAUAAUAAAAGAACUUUUUUUUAAAGUUACACUUUUUUUGAGAUACAAAAGACUGACCAUAAUGUACAGCUUAUUAUUUACUGUUGGAAUUUAUUGUUUUUUUUUCUUUAGGGAUGUUUGUUAUGUUUAAUUGAUUUAUUUAUAUAAAUUUGUUCAUGUUCCAUGUUGAUGAGUGUCUAGGCAGGACCUGUGGCCAAUGCUUGGUUUGCAACUGUUAAUAUUUGUCUGACUGUGUAGCUGUAGAAAAUGUGAACUUAAACACUUAGAGUGUGUGAUGAAUGACUUAAAGCUAGAAAACUCUGCUCAGCUGUUUGUACAUAAGUAAUCUUUCCAUUCCAGUUUCAACUAGUUUUCCUCUGAAAUUGUAUGGUUUACACUAGUGUAAUUCUGAUGUAGACAUUGGCACUUAGAACCAAAACCCUUGAGUCAAGUGUUAGAUGGUGGUUUUUCAGUAUUGGGUUAGUUUAAUAUCCUGCAGCAUACAGUCUGUGUUAAGCUGUUAAUAAAAGGAAAAGGAAAACUA
This is a messenger RNA of Vombatus ursinus (common wombat), 1805 nucleotides long. It is a transcript of the gene CXCR4, whose product is annotated as C-X-C motif chemokine receptor 4. Gene Ontology annotation, biological process: immune response; chemotaxis; G protein-coupled receptor signaling pathway. Gene Ontology annotation, molecular function: chemokine receptor activity; cytokine binding. Gene Ontology annotation, cellular component: membrane. NCBI's taxonomy places the organism in Eukaryota, Metazoa, Chordata, Mammalia, Diprotodontia, Vombatidae. Bases 159 to 1250 code for a protein of 363 amino acids. The record is from RefSeq and is a predicted model, not a curated record. The transcript has 2 exons.